CGUUUGGCGAUUGCAAUUCGGAAUCACUGCUCUCUGACCGACGAGAUGCUAAUUAAAUCAAUAAUUGCCCUGGUCUGCCUGGUCGUUCUAGCCCAAGCAGACUUGCUUAGGGUUCAGCUGCAUAAAAUCGAAAGUGCGCGUCAGCAUUUUCGAAAUGUAGACACCGAGAUCAAACAAUUGCGUCUCAAAUAUAAUGCUGUAUCUGGCCCGGUUCCUGAACCACUUUCGAACUACCUGGACGCUCAGUACUUCGGUGCUAUCACCAUCGGAACACCGCCACAGAGCUUCAAAGUAGUGUUCGAUACGGGCUCAUCUAACCUUUGGGUGCCCUCGAAGGAGUGUUCGUUCACCAACAUUGCUUGCCUGAUGCACAACAAGUAUAAUGCCAAGAAAUCAUCGACAUUUGAGAAGAACGGUACUGCCUUCCAUAUUCAAUACGGUUCAGGAAGCUUGUCCGGUUAUCUAUCAACCGAUACUGUUGGACUUGGUGGCGUUUCUAUUGCUAAACAAACUUUUGCCGAAGCCAUCAAUGAACCUGGAUUGGUAUUCGUUGCUGCUAAGUUUGACGGAAUCCUUGGAUUGGGCUAUAGUUCGAUUUCGGUUGAUGGAGUCGUUCCAGUAUUCUACAACAUGUUCAACCAGGGACUUGUGGACGCUCCAGUCUUCUCCUUCUACUUGAACCGUGAUCCUAGCGCUGCUGAAGGAGGUGAAAUCAUCUUCGGAGGUUCAGACUCAAACAAAUAUACCGGGGACUUCACGUACCUUCCAGUCGAUCGUAAAGCAUACUGGCAAUUCAAAAUGGAUUCGGUGAAGGUUGGAGAUAACGAAUUCUGCAACAAUGGAUGCGAAGCGAUUGCUGAUACCGGUACUAGUUUGAUUGCUGGUCCCGUUUCGGAGGUUACUGCUAUCAAUAAGGCUAUCGGCGGUACACCUAUUAUCAAUGGCGAGUACAUGGUAGACUGCUCACUGAUUCCCAAACUGCCAAAGAUUUCGUUUGUUCUGGGAGGCAAGACAUUCGAACUGGAAGGUGCUGACUACAUUCUUCGUAUAGCGCAGAUGGGUAAGACCAUUUGCUUGUCUGGAUUCAUGGGGAUCGAUAUUCCACCACCGAAUGGCCCACUAUGGAUUUUGGGAGACGUUUUCAUUGGCAAGUAUUACACUGAAUUUGAUAUGGGCAACGAUCGUGUUGGGUUUGCCACUGCUAUCUAGACUUACUUCAAUUGAAUUGGUAAGAUUGCUUUAAUUUCUUAGUUCCGAAGUCAAUGUUUCAAGGCUAUGCUGAAGACAAGUUUGUGU
This is a messenger RNA of Ochlerotatus camptorhynchus, 1296 nucleotides long. It is a transcript of the gene cathD, whose product is annotated as cathepsin D. The transcript has 4 exons. Gene Ontology annotation, cellular component: lysosome. Gene Ontology annotation, molecular function: aspartic-type endopeptidase activity. Bases 46 to 1209 code for a protein of 387 amino acids. Gene Ontology annotation, biological process: proteolysis; cell death. The record is from RefSeq and is a predicted model, not a curated record. Lineage: Eukaryota; Metazoa; Arthropoda; Insecta; Diptera; Culicidae.